This is a messenger RNA of Cyclopterus lumpus (lumpfish), 4292 nucleotides long. RefSeq names its product NACHT, LRR and PYD domains-containing protein 12-like. Gene Ontology annotation, molecular function: protein binding. The record is from RefSeq and is a predicted model, not a curated record. Bases 71 to 4192 code for a protein of 1373 amino acids. NCBI's taxonomy places the organism in Eukaryota, Metazoa, Chordata, Actinopteri, Perciformes, Cyclopteridae. The transcript has 17 exons.
UCCUCCACACAUGAAGGUGAACGUGUCUGUAAACUGACCUGAGCUCAGUUCAGCAGGUGUGGACUCUGCUAUGCAUCAGUGGGAGGACAGAGAGGAGGGAGUCCCUCCCUCUAAAGCCACUCUGUGUGGGGAACAUGACAGCCAGACCAAAGCUCAGAGACCAGACUCUCCUGGACCUGGACCUGGACCCAGCUGUGUGUCCAUGAAGAGUGACCGGUCUAUGGACUUUCCUCCUACUUUUAAAAGACAACCCCUUCCAGAGACUCAACCAGACUCUCCUGGACCUGGACCUGGACCUGGACCCAGCUGUGUGUCCAUGAAGAGUGACCGGUCUAUGGACUUUCCUCCUACUUUUAAAAGACAACCCCCUCCAGAGACUCAGAUCCAUCAGCAGAGAGUUGACUCUCCUGGACCUGGACCUGGACCUGGACCUGGACCGGGACCUGGACCUGGACCCAGUUGUGUGUCCAUGAAGAGUGACCAGUCUAUGGGAACCCCUUUUACAUUCAACGAUGGACUUCAUUCUGUUAGGAUCCAUCAGCAGAGAGUUGACUCUCCUGGACCUGGACCUGGACCCAGUUGUGUGUCCAUGAAGAGUGACCAGUCUAUGGGAACCCCUUUAAUAUUCAGAGAUGGACUUCAGUCUGUUGAACUAAGAGUUCAGCAACAGAGAUCCCAAGUGAUCCCAAGAGACCUGGACCCCAUAUUUAAGCUGCUUGAGAAGAACAUUGUCAGCUUCAUGAAGAGCGAGCUGAAGAAGAUGCAAAAAGUCCUCAGUCCAGAUUACCCAGAAGGCUCUGCGGGUCAGAAGGAAGAUGAGGAGGUGUUGGACGGUGAGGAAGAAGAGCAGAUGAGGAGCAGCGGGGAAGCAUUUCUGAAGAUCACACUAAACCUCUUGAGAAGAAUGAAGCAGGAGGAGCUGGCUGACUGUCUGCAGAGCAAAACCAGUGCUGCAGUGUGCCAACAUGAACUCAAGUCUAACCUGAAGAAGAAGUUCCAGUGUGUGUUUGAGGGGAUCCCUAAAGCAGGGAACCCAACCCUCCUGAACCAGAUCUACACAGAGCUCUACAUCACAGAGGGAGGGAGUGCAGAGGUCAAUGAGGAGCACGAGGUCAGACAGAUUGAAACAGCAUCCAGGAAACCACACAGACCAGAAACACCCAUCAGACAAGAAGACCUCUUCAAAGCCUCGUCUGGAGGAGAGGAACCAAUCAGAACAGUGAUGACUAAGGGAGUGGCUGGCGUUGGGAAAACAGUCCUAACACAGAAGUUCACUCUGGACUGGGCUGAAGACAAAGCCAACCAGGACAUCCAGUUCACGUUUCCUUUCACGUUCAGAGAGCUGAAUGUGCUGAAAGAGAAGAAGUUCAGCUUGGUGGAACUCGUUCAUCACUUCUUCACUGAAACCAGAGAAGCAGCAAUCUGCAGGUUUGAAGAGUUCCCGGUUGUGUUCAUCUUUGACGGUCUGGAUGAGUGUCGACUUCCUCUGGACUUCCACAACAAUGAGGUCCUGACUGAUGUCACAGAGUCCACCUCAGUGGAUGUGCUGCUCACAAACCUCUUCAGGGGGAACCUGCUUCCCUGUGCUCGCCUCUGGAUAACCACACGACCUGCAGCAGCCAAUCAGAUCCCUCCUGACUGUGUUGGCUUGGUGACAGAGGUCAGAGGGUUCACUGACCCACAGAAGGAGGCCUACUUCGGGAAGAGGUUCAGAGAUGAGGAGCAGGCCAGCAGGAUCAUCUCCCACAUCAAGACCUCCCGAAGCCUCCACAUCAUGUGCCACAUCCCAGUCUUCUGCUGGAUCACUGCUACAGUUCUGGAGGACGUGUUGAAGACAAUAGAGGGAGGAGAGCUGCCCAAGACCCUGACCGAGAUGUACAUCCACUUCCUGGUGGUUCAGUCCAAAGUGAAGAAGGUCAAGUUCGAUGGAGGAGCUGAAACGGAUCAACACUGGAGUCCAGAGACCAGGAAGAUGACGGAGUCUCUGGGAAAACUGGCUUUUGAUCAGCUGCAGAAAGGGAACCUGAUCUUCUAUGAAUCCGACCUGACAGAGUGUGGCAUCGAUAUCAGAGCAGCCUCAGUGUACUCAGGAGUGUUCACACAGAUCUUCAGAGAGGAGAGAGGACUGUACCAGGAUCAGGUGUUCUGCUUCGUCCAUCUGAGUGUUCAGGAGUUUCUGGCUGCUCUUCAUGUCCAUCUGACCUUCAGCAAAUCUGGUGUCAACCUGCUGGCAGAAGAACAAACAACCUCCCGUUGGUCUAAAGUCUUUAGAGACAAACCUGAACCAAGACAUCUCUACCAGAGUGCUGUGGACAAGGCCUCACAGAGUCCAAAUGGACACCUGGACUUGUUCCUCCGCUUCCUCCUGGGUCUUUCCCUGGAGACCAAUCAGACCAUUCUGCGAGGUCUGCUGCGACAGACAGGAAGUAGCUCACUGACCAAUCAGAGAACAGCCCAGUACAUCAAGAGGAUGAUCAGUGAGAAUCAUUCUCCAGAGAAAAGCAUCAAUCUGUUCCACUGUCUGAAUGAACUGAAUGAUGGUUCUCUGGUGGAGGAGAUCCAACAGUCCCUGAGAUCAGGACGUCUCUCCACAGAUGAACUGUCUCCUGCUCAGUGGUCAGCUCUGGUCUUCAUCUUACUGUCAUCAGGAAAAGAUCUGGAGGUGUUUGACCUGAAGGAAUACUCUGCUUCAGAAGAGGCUCUUCUGAGGCUGCUGCCGGUGGUCAAAGCCUCCAACAAAGCUGUGCUGAGUGGCUGUAAACUCUCAGAGAGAAGCUGUGGAGCUCUGUCCUCAGUCCUCAGCUCCCAGUCCUCUAGUCUGAAAGACCUGGACCUGAGUUACAACAUGCUGCAGGAUUCAGGAGUGAAGCUUCUUUCUGCUGGACUGGAGAGUCCACACUGUGCACUUGAACAUCUCAGUCUGUCAUGCUGUCAGAUCUCAGAUGAAGGCUGUUCUUCUCUGGGAUCAGCUCUGAAGUCAAACCCCUCCAGUCUGAGAGAACUGAAUCUGAGUGGAAACCAGCUGCAGGAUUCAGACUUGAAGCUGCUGAGUGGUUUUCUGGAGAGUCCACAUUGUAGUCUGGAGACUCUGAGUCUGUCAGGCUGUGAGAUCUCAGAUGAAGGCUGUUCUUCUCUGGGAUCAGCUCUGAAGUCAAACCCCUCCAGUCUGAGAGAACUGGAUCUGAGUGGAAACCAGCUGAAGGAUUCAGGAGUGAAGCUGCUGAGUGGUUUUCUGGAGAGUCCACAUUGUAGUCUGGAGACUCUGAGUCUGUCACACUGUCAGAUCUCAGAUGAAGGCUGUUCUUCUCUGGGAUCAGCUCUGAAGUCAAACCCCUCCAGUCUGAGAGAACUGGAUCUGAGCUUCAACCAGCUGCAGGAUUCAGGAGUGAAGCUGCUGAGUGGUUUUCUGGAGAGUCCACAUUGUAGUCUGGAGACUCUGAGUCUGUCAGGCUGUUACAUCUCAGAUGAAGGCUGUUCUUCUCUGGGAUCAGCUCUGAAGUCAAACCCCUCCAGUCUGAGAGAACUGGAUCUGAGAGGAAACCAGCUGCAGGAUUCAGGAGUGAAGCUGCUGAGUGGUUUUCUGGAGAGUCCACAUUGUAGUCUGGAGACUCUGAGUCUGUCACGCUGUCAGAUCUCAGAUGAAGGCUGUUCUUCUCUGGGAUCAGCUCUGAAGUCAAACCCCUCCAGUCUGAGAGAACUGGAUCUGAGCUUCAACCGGCUGCAGGAUUCAGGAGUGAAGCUGCUGAGUGGUUUUCUGGAGAGUCCACAUUGUAGUCUGGAGACUCUGAGUCUGUCAUGGUGUAAGAUCUCAAAGAAAGGCUGUUCUUCUCUGGGAUCAGCUCUGAAGUCAAACCCCUCCAGUCUGAGAAAACUGGAUCUGAGUGGAAACCAGCUGAAGGAUUCAGGAGUGAAGCUGCUGAGUGGUUUUCUGGAGAGUCCACAUUGUAGUCUGGAGACUCUGAGUCUGUCAUGCUGUGACAUCUCAGAUGAAGGCUGUUCUUCUCUGGGAUCAGCUCUGAAGUCAAACCCCUCCAGUCUGAAAGAACUGGAUCUGAGAGGAAACCAGCUGCAGGAUUCAGGAGUGAAGCUGCUGAGUGGUUUUCUGGAGAGUCCACAUUGUAGUCUGAAGACUCUGAGGUCAGUAGAGGGUUUGUGUCCAUGUGUUGUUGUUGUUCAUGUCUACAGGAAGUGAAGCUGGAUCACAGCUGACAGCAUCACGAGAGGUUUAGAGACAGUGGUCCUCAUUCAUCAAACGGCGCCUCGCCACGUUGCCGCUUGUCUUGGACUUUGUU